Molecule: messenger RNA, 852 nt
Organism: Cladocopium goreaui
Lineage: Eukaryota; Dinophyceae; Suessiales; Symbiodiniaceae
Source: the annotation of a GenBank genome assembly
UGGCUUUGUGCAGCUCUGACCGCUUGGGAUGGACUCAGUGGCUGCAGCUCUUCCCAUGGGUGCUGGCCGAAGUCCACUUGUGCUGGCCAGCACUUCAAUAGUCGGUUUGCUUCUUGUCAUCCUGUUCUACUUUGUGCAGAAGCGAAAGCGACCCAGGAAGGCAAUUGUGCCACCAGAUGGAAUCUUUGAUUUGGAGCUCCUGGGCUUGUUCAACGGAAAGACUGGGCCAAUCUUCAUGGGAGUGUGUGGAAAGGUGGUCAACGUUUCCUCCAGUGAGAACAUCAAGGUUGGAGAAGGCUAUGGAAGACUGUGGGCUGGCAAAGAUGCCACUUACGCUUUAGCAGUACUUUCCUUGAAACCGGAAGAUGCAAACAAACUGGAUUUCACUCUCAAGCAAUUCACAGAUGAGCAGCGCACUGCGUUGGCUGGCUGGUACAAGCACUUUACUGCCAGAUAUCCUGUGGUCGGAAGACUGCGCGAGUACGAUGGAUGGGACUUUUCAGACAUCGAAAAGGAGGCAGAAAAGCAGAGGCCGUUUGGCCUCAAGGAAGAAUCAGCGGAAGCAAAGCCAGAGCCAAGCUCCGAAGAGCCAGUGAUGCUCCGAGCCGGCGACAAGGUGAAGUUGCAAGGUUUGGAGGAUGAGAAUCUCAACGGUAAGGUUGGAGUCUUGCGGUCCCUGGUGGCAAGCACUGGCAAGUUCGCUAUUGAACUGGAUGGUGAUGAUGGCACAGUGCAAGUGAAACCCAGCAACAUCUUGAAGGUGUAGGGCGCUAGACAGUCGCUGCCACAACAUCCACAACGUACAUAGAGCGGCUUGUUGCCAUGAGACUGUUCUUGAGAGAAAAGAAGCAG